Messenger RNA from Gadus chalcogrammus (walleye pollock), 901 nucleotides. RefSeq names its product protein capicua homolog. NCBI's taxonomy places the organism in Eukaryota, Metazoa, Chordata, Actinopteri, Gadiformes, Gadidae. The transcript is spliced from 4 exons. Gene Ontology annotation, biological process: regulation of transcription by RNA polymerase II. Bases 1 to 825 code for a protein of 274 amino acids. Gene Ontology annotation, cellular component: nucleus. The record is from RefSeq and is a predicted model, not a curated record. Gene Ontology annotation, molecular function: RNA polymerase II transcription regulatory region sequence-specific DNA binding; DNA-binding transcription factor activity, RNA polymerase II-specific.
AUGCAGUAUUUCUACACGGGGUCGUCUGGACUCACAACCUUCCCAGAGUUUGUUGCUGUUGGGAUGGUGGAUGGAGUUCAGAUUAACUACUAUGACAGCAACACCCAGAGAAUAGUCCUCAAACAGGACUGGAUGGAGCAGUACAUCAGAGAUGACCCCGACUACCUGGAGAGGAACACUGGAAUCAGAAAGGGUCUCCAGCAGGUCUUCAAAGCCAGCAUUGGGAUUCUGAAAGAGAACUUUAACCAGACAGGAGUCUCCUCCUCCUCAGAGCUGGAGCCAGCGGAGGAGCCCUGCUCCCCCAGGAGGAAGAGUCGUCGUAUGUCCUCCUGCAGCUCGGAGCCCAACACGCCCAAGAGCGCCGCCAAGUGCGAGGGCAGCGUGUUCACCUUCGACCGCCCAGGGGCGGAGUCAGAGGACGUGCUGGGGGAGCUGGACCCCCGUGGCCAGAGCUCCCUGCGCCGGACCCUGGACCAGCGGCGCGCUCUCGUCAUGCAGCUGUUCGAGGAGCAUGGCUUCUUCCCCUCAGCCCAGGCCACGGCGGCGUUCCAGGCGCGCUUCGCCGACACCUUCCCCACCAAGGUGUGCCUGCAGCUGAAGAUCCGGGAGGUGCGGCAGAAGAUCAUGCAGACGGCCACGCCCGGGACGCUGGAGCUGGGGGGCGCGGCAGCCGAGCUGGCCCACCCCGCCCCCGCCCACAGCCCCCCCUCCUCCUCCUCCUCCGCCUCCACCGAGCCGCAGGGUCGCCGGGACGACGGGGGGGGGGCGGAGCCGGAACGGGAACGGGAACGGGGGCGGAGCCAGGAGGAGCCCCGAAGCGAAUGAUUGUAGACCAGAGAAUGACGAAGGAGGAGGAGGAGGAGGAGGAGGAGGAGGAGGAGGAGGAGGAGGAGGAGGAGAA